UACAAGGGCUUGGACAUCAUCACGAACAAGGUUUCUCCACAGGAGCAACGUCUGUGCAGACACCACAUGAUCAGCUUUGUGGAUCCCCUUGUCACUAACUACACAGUGGUGGAUUUCAGGGACAAAGCUGUGGCUCUGAUUGAAGAUAUCUUUGCCCGAGACAAGAUCCCCAUUGUUGUGGGAGGAACCAACUACUACAUCGAGUCCCUGCUCUGGAAGGUCCUUAUCAACACCAAGGAGAAGACCAACACUGCCCCUGGAUCUGGCAGGGACAGGAAAGUGGAGCUGGAGCAGCUGGACAGCACUGAGCUCCAUCACCGCCUGAGCCAGGUGGACCCAGAGAUGGCAGCCAAGCUGCACCCCAAUGACAAGCGCAAAACGGCCAGGAGCCUCCAAGUGUUUGAAGAGACAGGGAUCCCCCACAGUGAGCUCUUGCACCAGCAACAGAGGGAGGAAGGUGGGGGGCCUUUGGGUGGACCCCUAAAAUACCCACAUUCCUGCAUCUUGUGGCUCCAUGCAGACCAGGCAGCUCUGGAUACACGGCUGGAAAAGAGGGUGGAUGACAUGCUGGCUGCAGGGCUGCUGGAUGAGCUGCGUGACUUCCACCGCCGCUACAACCAGCAGAAGGUGGCUGAGAACCGGCAGGAUUACCAGCAUGGCAUCUUCCAGUCCAUUGGCUUCAAGGAGUUCCAUGAGUACCUCAUCAGUGAAGGGAAUUGCUCACCUGAGACCAGUGCCCUGCUGCUGCAAAAAGGGAUCCAGGCCCUGAAACAGGUGACCAAGAGAUAUGCCAGGAGGCAGAACAAAUGGGUCCGAAACCGUUUCCUGAAACGUCCUGGGCCCAACGUGCCCCCAGUGUAUGGCUUGGAAGUGUCUGAUCUCCUGCGGUGGGAGGAGGAUGUGGUGAAACCUGCGCUGGAGAUUGUGGAGAGCUUCAUCCAGGGCCGGGAGCCCCCAGCACAGCCAGUGAAGAUGGAGCAAGAUGUGAACGAGAACAAGCGAAGUCAUCGCGUGUGUGAGCUCUGCAACAGGCUCAUCAUCGGGGACAGGGAGUGGGCAGCUCACACACGAUCCAAAUCCCACCUGCACCACCUGAAGAAGAGGAGGAAGCUGGAGGCAGCAGGCCAUGCUGCAGGGACUGUGGGGAACAGUGGGGAUGCAGAGACCUCGGAUGAGGAUGGCAAACUGGCCUUGCCAUAG
Molecule: messenger RNA, 1200 nt
Organism: Acanthisitta chloris (rifleman)
Lineage: Eukaryota; Metazoa; Chordata; Aves; Passeriformes; Acanthisittidae
Gene: TRIT1
Product: tRNA isopentenyltransferase 1
Exons: 10
Coding region: 67-1200 (377 amino acids)
Biological process (GO): tRNA modification
Cellular component (GO): mitochondrion
Molecular function (GO): tRNA dimethylallyltransferase activity
Source: RefSeq, a predicted model, not a curated record